ACGAAACUUGUAACAGGAAAGCAAACAAAGAGUUCUGCUGGGACGGACAAUCAAUGGGAGGAAGUUCCGCACGGAUUCGACUCUUACAGCCCUCUGAGUGCGAGGUUUCGUUCCGAGAAGGUGUCGCCCCUGAGAGACUGAAAUCGGAUUCGCCCACGAAUGCAGCAACCAAUCGAUAGGAUGCGAGGCGAGUCCCGUGUGAAGGUGAACCGCAGUGUAGAUGAAACCGGAUCGAACACUAGGGUUCAACUCUUUUAAAAUCGGUCGAAUAAUUCAUAUAAUUAUACGAAUUCGGAACAACGCAAGAAGGAAACUUCUCAAACUGAUAAAGAUAAAAAGAAUUUCGAUGACUAAGUUUAGUUCUUGUUUCGAAAUGUAAAAUAAUGUUCCAUUGCGCGCCUCGAAAAUGAGCUCCUCUGCGCUGACAAUCGCGGCAGCUGAUCGAGGGUUUACUUGGUCCGACGAGGAAACGUCAAUUCUUCUUCAGCUAUGGAGUAAUGUUCAUGCGCAGACGAAUGUUUCAAAUGGUAAUAAAAAAGGCAUUAACAUAUUUGAAAAAGUCUCUGAAGGAAUGAACAGUAUGGGUUUUUUACGAACGACUUCUCAAUGUAAGGAAAAAAUUAAAAGAAUGAAAAGAGAGUACACGGUGUCGAAACAGAGGAAUCAAAGUGGUCGGAAUAAAAAGGCAAUGAGAUUUUUUGAAUUAUUCGAACAAAUUCUCGAAACAAUUCAAUUGAAAAAUUCCGAAAGUACAAUAGAAAAGUCAACUUGUCCCGAUAAAGAGUUAGAGGUUAAAAAUAGGAACAUUUAUCUAAAAAAAACCACUUUAAAAAAUGAUAAACCACAACCACAGCCAAGGAGUUUGCGGAAAAGAAGUCUACCUGUUGAAGUGGAAGACAUUCCUAAUCCUUGGUCACCUGAUGUAGUUAUAAUCGAAGAAAUUCCUCCCGUGUCAUCAACUUCGAAAUCAGAAUCAUUCAAGUUUGAAAAUGGUGAACCAUCUAAGAAAAAGCAAACCCUAGAUAGUUCCUGCUCAAGCUUAUCUUUUUUUAAAACUAUGAUGAACUCUCUUUCUUUAAAAUUCAUGAAAUAUCAAACAGAAUCAGAAGAAAAAAUGUUGAGGGAACUAGAAGAGCUUGAAAAUGAGCGGGCAGCUAUGGAUGAACGCAUCCAAAAAAUGUGGGUGGACUUUGAAGAGAGAAGAAAGAUUGAUGAAAGAGAACAUGAGCUUAAAAUAACGUCAUCAUUACAAGAAAUCAUGAACCCAAAAAAUUUAGAAACAGAACAAAAAUAAUGUGUAUAACCCUUUAUAAAAAUAUUUUAUUGUAAAAAUGUAAAUAACUUAUAUUUAAAAAAAAUUUUGUGCAAAUUUUAUAAUAAAG
Molecule: messenger RNA, 1382 nt
Organism: Parasteatoda tepidariorum (common house spider)
Lineage: Eukaryota; Metazoa; Arthropoda; Arachnida; Araneae; Theridiidae
Source: RefSeq, a predicted model, not a curated record